GGUUUAUUUUCAAAAAAAAAAAUGUAAUGUAGGUUUUUUUUUUUUUUUUUUUUUUUUUAACAAGUAAUGUAAAUUUAAGGGUAAGAUUUUUAUUGGUUCACUCUAAUAACUGACUGAGUUCCAAGUUCUGAGUUCCGAGUUUCCUGAGUGUUGGCUAUGGCCAUGGAGAUGGAGAUGGAGAUGGAGACGGCACCCCAUUUCUCUAUGUUCUAACUCUCUCUAUCUCUCUCAGUUCAUCAAUCAUCUUCUUACAUAUCCUCACUGACUCGGGUUUCGAUCAUAAAUAUGGGCGAGAAGAAGGAAGAGAACGGAAAGGCCAACCCUGAUUUGUUGCCUAAUGCUUCUGAUGUGGACGCUAGUGGUCAAGUCCAACAACAAUCUCCUUCCUUAACCCCCAAACCUACACAAUUGUCUGAUCUUGAUGACGAAGAUGAUGCCAAGAAGGGUAAUGGUGGUGGUCUUAGUGAACCAUCACCACUUGAGCAUCGGAACGUGGACAUCAAUAAAGACAAUGCUAAUAUUGCCUCUACCGAGAUUGAAAUUGAGGGCAAUGGCUUCCAUUUACAUGAGAACGACUUAAAGCAUGGAUUCAAUGAUGUUCAGAUGGUCGAGGUUGAGGAUUCUGAUUCACCAGAAGAUGGUACACUAGCGCAGCAGGUAGCUUUCAUGAAGGAGCUUGAGACUUUUUACAGGGAGAAUGCCUUUGAAUUCAAAGCCCCAAAGUUUUAUGGAGAACCCCUCAAUUGUCUUAAAUUAUGGAGAGCUGUUAUUAGAUUGGGUGGCUAUGAAGUGGUGACUGCAUCAAAAUUGUGGCGGCAAGUAGGAGAGUCAUUCCAUCCUCCUAAAACAUGCACAACAGUCUCUUGGACAUUCCGCAUAUUUUAUGAAAAGGCCCUUUUAGAAUACGAAAAGCAUAAAAGGCAAGUUGGUGAACUCCAACUUCCAGCUGGACCCUUUUCCCAGUCUACCAAUGUUGAAAAGGAGGCAAGUAGUUACCAAACUCCUGGAUCAGGUAGGGCACGAAGGGAUGCUGCAGCCCGCGCCAUGCAGGGUUGGCAUGCUCAGCGUCUUAUUGGAUAUGGUGAGGUUGCUGAGCCUAUAGCUAAGGACAAGAACUCAAAUUCUGCAUCAAAGCGUGAAAAAAACCUUAAAAGCAUUGGGUCCCUGAAACACAAGCCCCCCAAUCUAGAUCUUGCUGAGAAAACUAUAGCUGUUGUAGCUGCAGCAGAUAAGCAAGUUGACACUACUAUAGUUGAUGUCGGACCUCCAGCUGAUUGGGUGAAGAUUAAUGUGCGAGAAACAAAGGAUUGCUUCGAGAUAUAUGCACUAGUCCCUGGGCUCCUGCGAGAAGAGGUGCGAGUUCAAUCAGAUCCAGCUGGACGUUUGGUCAUAACAGGUCAACCAGAACAGCUUGACAAUCCUUGGGGUAUUACACCAUUUCAGAAGGUGGUAAGCCUGCCGGCGAGAAUUGAUCCACUUCACACAUCUGCUGUUGUUAGUCUGCAUGGCCGGCUAUUUGUGCGUGUACCUUUCGAACAAGGAUCAGUUUGAGCCUAUCUCCCCUCUUAAUUUACUAGGUUAAUCAGUCGAUUUUUCAGGGUAGGAAGGGUUCUCGGAAGAGCAUAAGAAAUCAAAAAUGCAGUCCAAGCCUCCUUAUCUCUAAUUGAUCUAAUGUGUUUUCUGUUCCAUUGUAAAAAUGAUUCAAACAGUCCUGUUGUUCACUUCAAUAAUACUAUUUCUAUGCAAAAUCAUGGAUGCCUUUUUCCAUUCUGUCAUAGAUGGAAGCUAUUGAAGAUGUAAUUGCUCGAUAGUCUCAAGUAUGUAGAAUAAAUUUUCUUUUGUCUGGAAUCAUAACAUCAACAUUUUAAAGUUGGAUAAAAUUAAACCCUAGUGGGUUUCGAUGAA
Molecule: messenger RNA, 1905 nt
Organism: Cannabis sativa
Lineage: Eukaryota; Viridiplantae; Streptophyta; Magnoliopsida; Rosales; Cannabaceae
Product: AT-rich interactive domain-containing protein 5
Exons: 14
Coding region: 286-1551 (421 amino acids)
Biological process (GO): regulation of transcription by RNA polymerase II
Cellular component (GO): nucleus
Molecular function (GO): DNA binding
Source: RefSeq, a predicted model, not a curated record